Messenger RNA from Astyanax mexicanus (Mexican tetra), 2636 nucleotides. It is a transcript of the gene ak7a, whose product is annotated as adenylate kinase 7a. Gene Ontology annotation, molecular function: ATP binding; AMP kinase activity. The record is from RefSeq and is a predicted model, not a curated record. The coding region runs from base 360 to 2477 and encodes 705 amino acids. Gene Ontology annotation, biological process: nucleobase-containing compound metabolic process. Lineage: Eukaryota; Metazoa; Chordata; Actinopteri; Characiformes; Acestrorhamphidae. Gene Ontology annotation, cellular component: cytoplasm. The transcript is spliced from 18 exons.
AGUUGGAGGAGAGGAGCAGAUCAGGAGGAGCGAGCAGAAGAAGGAGAGGAGCAGUAGGAGGCGAGGAGAAAUAGGAGCAGUAGGAGGAGAAGAGAAAUAGGAGAAGAGGAGCAGUAGGAGGAGGGGAGCAGAUCAGGAGGAGAAGAGUAGGAGGAGAGGAGCAGAUCAGGAGGAGCGAGCAGGAGAAGUAGUGGAGCAGUAGGAGGCGAGGAGAAAUAGGAGCAGUAGGAGGAGGAGAAGAAAAGGAGGUGAAGGAUUAGUAAAAGUUUCUGGACGCAGUCUAAGUGGUGGUGUUGGAGAGGGGGCGGUGUUUCGCGGAAGUUUGUAUCGCUUAGCAACCGAGUGUAGACGGGGGAGACAUGGCGCGGCGGGAUCAGCUCUCUACACGGAUCUUCAUCAACAACAUAGACUCCUACUCCUCUGGACACCUCGCUGAGUAUCUGUCGGGCUGUGUGGUCGGCGGGUCGCUGGAGGAGUCUGAGGGACAGCAGGAGGAGCAGGAGGAGGAAAGUGGAGGAGCUGAACUGAGAGAUCAACACCUGGAGCGCUUUCAGAUCGUCGGGACUGUUAGAAAAACUACAGAGAUAAAGAAGAAGAGCAGGAGCUUCGCUCUGGAGGAGUACUCGGCAUUAAGCAGAGAUGAGCUCCUGCAGUGCCUAAAGAAGUGUGAUGUUAUUGUGUACAACAUCUCAGAGGAUACUGAUGUAAUUGAUGAAGCAACAUGGGCGAUCUCAGCUCUCCACAGUGAAAUCAAUCACAUCAAACUUCCUAAAGUAUUCAUUUUGGUGUCAACAUUGAUGACGUGGGCAAUGACUAAACCAGCUGAUCCUGAUGAUCCUGAGGUUCCUCUGUUAGAAGACGACUACAGACGGAAAAGAUCACAUCCAAAUUUCAAAGCGCAGGCUAGUGCAGAGAAACUCGUCUUGAAAUUGGGAAAAACGAAAAAAUCCAAGCUCACCACCUACAUUGUGGCUGCGGGGCUGCAGUACGGUAUGGGUGAGAGUAUGUUCCACAUUUUCUUCAAGGCAUCCUGGCUCGGAGAGAUGAGCAGCAUCCCUGUUUUGGGCUCAGGCACUAAUAUCGUUCCUACCAUCCAUAUCUACGAUCUGGCUGGGAUAGUACAAAAUAUCAUUGAUCACAAGCCCAAAGCACACUACUUUGUUGCUGUGGAUAAUUCCAAGAAUACGCUUGAAGACAUUGUGAAGGCAAUUGCAUUUGAGCUGGGUCCUGGUAAAGUUACGAAAGUACCCAAAGAGCAUCCGUUCAUUACUCAGAAACUUGAGAAAUCUCAUCUAGAUCACCUUAGCCUUAACCUUCGGAUUGAGCAAGUUUUACUAAGGGAUACGUUUGAUCUGCGCUGGGUGUGUGAAUCUGGAAUAAUAGACAACAUCAGCAGUGUUGUGGAGGAAUACAAACAGACCAGACGGCUUCUACCAAUCAAGAUUUGUCUUCUUGGUCCCCCUGCGGUUGGGAAGACUUUGGUUGCCUUACAACUGUGUAACCAUUAUAAACUCCAUCAUAUCAGAGUCCAGGAGGCCAUUGAAGAAAAAAUUAAACAUCUGGAAGAAGUGCUUCAGGGAAGUGAUGGAGAAAAUGACAAUGAAGAAGUUUUACAAGAAGCACAGGAGCUGCUGGACUCACUCAAGGACUGUGUGUCUCAGAAUACUGAACAACUGAAUAACCAAGGCGUGUUGCGCACUAUCAGAGAGACACUCAACUCAAAGCCUUGUAGAAACCAAGGGUUUGUUUUGGAUGGCUACCCCACUACCACUGAGCAAGCAAAAGAAAUCUUCUAUGAUGAGGAUGUGGAACAGGGGGACUCCAGAUCCAAGCUACCUUCAUAUAACACAAAGAUAAUACCAGAGUACAUCUUCUCACUGGAUGCCACUGAUGAAUUUCUAAAAGAGCGUGUUCUGGAGCUUCCACAGAACCUAGCAGAGGAGAUGCAUUACACUCAGGAUGAGUUUCUGCAGUGCCUUUCCACAUUCAGGGCUCAAAACACAGAGGAUGAAACAGUGCUUAACUACUUUGAUGAACUAGAGAUUCACCCAGAACACAUUGAGAUCAACAGCACCAUUGAUUCUGAGAAUAAGGCUGUGAUUGAGAAAAUAAUCCAAAUAGUGGGAGGUGCAAUGAACUAUGGCCCCACCCCUGAGGAAAAAGCAGAAGAACAGCAAAAAAUUGCUUUGUUGAGAGACCAGCAGCUUGCACAGGAGGCAGCAGACAGAGGCCUGAGAGAGGCUGAGAAGAAGGCUAGAAUUAGUGCACAACAAGAGGAAUGGAACAGGAAUAUGAAGGAGGUGAAGCAGCAGGAGUGUGAGCUGCUGGAUGCUCGCUCUCUUCCUCUGAGACACUAUCUGAUGAAGCAUGUUAUACCAACAGUCACCGAGGGGUUGGUGGAGUGCUGCAAAGCUAAACCUGACGAUCCUCUCGACUUUUUGGCUGAGUACCUUCUCAGGAACACAUUGGAAGACUAGUCUUCUGCUCUUCUCCUGACUCAAAUGGAAGAAUAAAAACAAGUUUGGAUUUCAGAGAAAAGAUCCUUUUUUCUUUACUUGCUUGUUUUAUGGCCUGAUUGCAUCUUUGAACAAUAAAACUGUAAUGAUGUUUUGAUUAAAAUGUUUGCAUCCACUGAA